Messenger RNA from Caenorhabditis angaria, 1313 nucleotides. NCBI's taxonomy places the organism in Eukaryota, Metazoa, Nematoda, Chromadorea, Rhabditida, Rhabditidae. The record is from the annotation of a GenBank genome assembly.
AUGAAAGCCGAGAAAUGCCGAAUGUGUAAAGAAGAAUUCGAUGAAGCACCCGAAAGUUAUUGUAAUUGCCUCAAAAAAUAUCACAAAACAUGCAUGGAAAAGUGGUUAACACGAUAUUCACAGAUGGAAUGUAAAUAUUGUGGGAAAGACCUGAAAACUCAAUCAAGAAAGCCGACGUCGGAAGAAAUUGAAGCUAGGAGAAAACAGAGAAAUGAGUUUUUGUGGAUAUAUUUACCUGUGAUUUUGAUAUGUGUAUUGAUGUUAGUGCCAGUGUAUUAUAUUCUGAAACUUGAUUCCCAUUUGAUAGACUUGUGAGUUUUUUGCCUUUGUAGGUGGAAAAUGGGUUAUCAAUUUGCAGAUACCUCAAACUUAAUCACCGUGUCCGUGAGGAUUCCGCAAAUAUCCUCCCGGCUGUUCUAAGCACCGUACUUUUAUUGCUUCGUAAGUUUUUCAAAAAUAUUCACAAUUAAAAAAAAACAAAACAUUUCAGUACUCGUAAGUGGUGUUUUUUUCGUCGUCAGUGUAAUUGGUUUUUUAUUUCUGAUCGCAAACCAAUCAAGAAAGCAAUUUCUAUAUGGAAAAGUCUUUACAAUUAUUGCUGCUGCUGAAGAAGAAAACUCCGAGAGAAGUACACAAGAAUUCGGAAAGUGUCGAAUGUGCAAGGAAUAUUUCGAUGAAGAACCCAAAAGUUAUUGUAAAUGUUCCAAAAAAUACCACAAAACCUGCAUGGAAAAAUGGGUGACACGAGAGGCACGAUUUACGAGUUGUAAAUAUUGCAAUAAUGAUUUUAAAACCAAACAUAGAAAGGCGACAAGCGAUGAAAUUGAGGCGAGGAAAAAUCAGCGAAAAGUUAUAUUGCGGAAGGUUUUGUGGGCGUUUUGGUGGUGGAUAGUUAUGAACUUGCUACCAUUUUUGUUUCUGACAUUUUCUUAUAACUUUACAUAUUUGUGAGUUUUAAAUAAAAAAGAAUAUUUUCAUCUUUGAUAAUAUUCAUAUUUUUUGCAGCUACAUUUCUACUGAUGGUUGUACUGACAAGAUCAAAUGUCCAAAGUUCAUGAAAUUUUCUGUGGACCCUGCAGGUUUAUCUAUGGGUAAGUUUUUGAAAUAUUCUUCUCUCCUCAAAAAACAAAAGUUUUUUUUCAGUAUUAGGUUACGCGAUUAUUUUCUUUUGUUUUCCAUGUUCUUUAUCACCGAUGGUAUAUUUGAAAAUAUGGGAAUUUAUAUAUGAAGAUGUAUAUACAAUUGUUGACAGCGAACCGACAAAAUCCGAGAAAAUUGAUGCAAAAUCGAGAAGUUUAGAACGAAUUGUGUGA